AUGUUCUCCACACUCGGGAAUGGUAGCAGGCGAGUGCGAGAGAGCCUACUGGAUAAUGUGGACCCCGCAGACCCCAAACCUAGCGACGAUGAGCCUGUGGAAGAGCCCAGCACGCAGCCCGCAUCUACCAGAGGGCCUGAAGCUACGUCUAACAAUGGCUGGGGCAAUGGCACCCAGAAUGGGACAAGGGAGAGCUCAGCGGAGCCUGGAACGAGAUCAGGGACCUCUGGAUGGGACAGCAGCAGCAAAGCUACGGAUGACAAUGGCUGGUCAGGCAAGGCAGAGGAAGAAGCACAGUCAGGUAGGGCUGCAAGAGCAGCUGGCGAUGGGCAGGGGGAGGCAGGGGAAGGUGCAUGGGAAGAGGAAGACAGCCCGGACAUUGUCGAGCUGCGACCAGAAGAAGUGGCGCUGAUGCUGCCGGCCACGCCGACAGCGGAGCAGAUCCAGCACUGCAGCGGUGACUCAGCGGUGCUGUGGCAGAGGCUGGGGAUUUCACUUCUGGUGACGUUGGCCACUCUCAAAGUCAGCGCCCUGGCAGCUGGCAGCCUCACCUUCCCCCUGUGGUACCCCUCCCUUCAAGCCACGCUACGCAACAGGAACGUACGCGCCAAGUUCAGGCACGUGGGCCUGUGGAGGGCGGCAGUGGUGGAUCUGGAGGUGGAUGUAAAGGUGGAGCAGCGGUUCCGGGCGCCCCGGGAUCGCGGUCCGGUCGGCGCGCAGUCGCGCGUUCUGCGGCUGCUGGUCGGCGACGGCAGCGGCGCGCGCAGCGAGCUCUCUGUCCCCUAUCACCAGCGGUAUGACGCCAUCAGGGUGGGCGAGCCUGCUGAGGUGCUGGUCCUUUCGAAGAGGAGGACGUUUGAAACCUUUAAGGCAUUGAAGGAGGUGUAUCUGCCAGAGUGUGGGGUGUGGGUCUCAGACUACCCGUACCUCAAUCGAGAGGCGUUCCUGGAUGUCAGCCUAGAAGUGGAGCGGGAGCGCCAACAGGAAAUGGCAGAGACCGUGUAG
This is a messenger RNA of Coccomyxa subellipsoidea C-169, 1005 nucleotides long. RefSeq lists its product as hypothetical. Lineage: Eukaryota; Viridiplantae; Chlorophyta; Trebouxiophyceae; Coccomyxaceae. The transcript has 7 exons. The coding region runs from base 1 to 1005 and encodes 334 amino acids. The record is from RefSeq and is a predicted model, not a curated record.